Molecule: messenger RNA, 210 nt
Organism: Hemisphaericaspora subhashii
Lineage: Eukaryota; Fungi; Ascomycota; Pichiomycetes; Serinales; Debaryomycetaceae
Product: H(+)-transporting V0 sector ATPase subunit e
Exons: 2
Coding region: 1-210 (69 amino acids)
Biological process (GO): vacuolar acidification; proton transmembrane transport
Cellular component (GO): vacuolar proton-transporting V-type ATPase, V0 domain
Molecular function (GO): proton-transporting ATPase activity, rotational mechanism
Source: RefSeq, a predicted model, not a curated record
AUGAGUGGAUAUACUGUUAUAUUAGUAUUUAUAGUCACAGUUGCUUUAUCCUGCUUAGCAUGGACAUUUGCUCCUAAGGAAAAUACUACAGUUUUUAGAUCCUCUGUUAUAUUAGGUUUAGCUAUGUGUUAUUUGAUGUGGGCAAUUACAUAUUUGGCACAAUUACAUCCGUUGGAAGCACCAAGAAGAUCAGAUUUAAGACCAGAAUAG